Dermatophagoides pteronyssinus (European house dust mite) is the source of this 3651-nucleotide messenger RNA. RefSeq names its product COPII coat complex component secretory 24CD (gene Sec24CD). Lineage: Eukaryota; Metazoa; Arthropoda; Arachnida; Sarcoptiformes; Pyroglyphidae. Gene Ontology annotation, biological process: COPII-coated vesicle cargo loading; intracellular protein transport; endoplasmic reticulum to Golgi vesicle-mediated transport. The record is from RefSeq and is a predicted model, not a curated record. Gene Ontology annotation, cellular component: COPII vesicle coat; endoplasmic reticulum exit site. Gene Ontology annotation, molecular function: zinc ion binding; SNARE binding.
UUUAAGUUAUUAAAUUACAGACAAACUUGUUCAAAAGUCUCACACUGGCAUUUUGUUAUUUGUUUGUAUGUUUUUCCACGUCGGCAUUUACAGUGUUUUAUCAAAUAACAAAAAAAAAUUAUUCUUUUAUCAAUGAAAAAUAUUCUUGUUUGAUUUUUUUUUAUUAUUUCGAAAUUUCAUCAAGCUACAAAUAUUUGUGAAUUAGAAAAAAAACAAAUCAAAAUGGAUCCACAAGUUCGACAGACAAAUCCAAUGAUGAUGAAUUAUCCUCAACCGCAAUGGACCCAACAUCAACAACCAAUAUCUCCAAAUCAACCAUAUUAUCAACAAUAUCAACAGCAGCAAUUUACUGAUAAUUCAACUUCAGGACCUCCACCACCUCCUCAAAUAAAUGAAAUGGUAUCCAAAUCACAAUCAAGUGAUCAAGAUGGAGCGCUUACCAAUCAAAUGUCAAAUCUAUCAUUGAAUAAUCGUCAACCAUCGCAACAAAAUGAUUCAUUAAAAUCCAAUUUUCAGAAUGGCCAGAAUGUUACAUUGUCAUCAUCUUCAUCUUAUGCUAAUCAAUAUCCCACGUCAAAUAGUGGUCCUUUAUAUUCAAAUUCUCAGAUACAACAGCAACCCACAUUGGCUCCAAAUUCAUUCAACUACAAUAAUCAACCAUCACAGCAACAAGAAUUUCGGCAACAGCCACCACCACCACCACCACCAAUACCUGCUGCUAAUGUUUCUGGAAAUUGGAAUCAGAAUCCGAUCAAAACAACCAAUCAACAACAACAACAACAACCAGUUGUCCCUUCUUUGCCGCUUGCAUCAACUACGACUGGCUAUCAAAGCAAUAACGCUUAUGAUGGCCAACAGCAACAAAACGGAAAUCUACCACCAAAUUAUCCACAACCUUCGCAAAAUAUGUAUCAGCAACAGAAUUCAUAUCCGCCACCACCGCCGCAAAUGGGUGGUCAGCAACAAUCAAUGACUCCUGUCAAUCAUCAAUAUAGUUCUCCAUACGGUAUGCCAACCAAUCGAUACGGCACUACACCUUCAAGUCCUACUGGCUAUGGAUCGAUGAGUCCAAAUACCAGUCCAUUCAAUCAACAACCACAGCAAGCUCAAAAUAAACUUGAUCCAGAUGCUAUGCCUAGUGUUGUACAAGUGAUUCUUGAAGAUAAAGUAAAAUACGAGACAAAUAGUCCAGUGCUGUUCACGACAACAGUUCCGGCUAGUGUUCCUCCAUUGGUCACUACUAUAAUGGAAAAUGAGAAUCAAAUCAUACAAGACGGUGGCUGUGCCAGUCCGUUAUUUAUGCGACCGACCAUCUAUCAGGUGCCUAUAUCGGAUGAUAUUAUAAAAACCACUGACAUUCCAUUCGGUGUUUUGAUCAAACCAUUUGAUGAUCAAGAAGUCGAUAGGAAAAUUUAUGUGCCUAUCAGUCCAAGCGAAAUUGUACGCUGUAAUCGUUGUAAAGCAUAUAUGAAUCCUUAUAAUCGUUUUAUCGAUGGCGGUCGUCGAUUUCAAUGUUCUCUUUGUCAUCAUGUGACCGAAGUUCCGCAAACUUAUUUUGCCAAUCUCGAUCACAAUGGACAUCGAUUAGACCGACAGCAACGACCUGAAUUAUGUCUUGGAUCGUAUGAAUUUCUAGCCACAGAGGAAUAUUGCCAUAACGGUGUGCAGAAUAAUCGUCGUCCACAUUUGAUUUUUGCUUGUGAAUUGACUGAAGCAUCUAAACCAAUAUUAAACAUAUUGGCUGCAAAUUUAGUUGAAAUUAUUAAAAAUUUUCCUCAUGAUUUAGGAUAUCCGGAAUCAAUGCCACCCAUGUUUGGCUUUAUUACGUACAAUUCAAAAAUACAGAUCUAUGAUAUUGUGAAUAAUGGCCAUGCUCAUGUCAUUUGUGACCUAACAACACCAUUCGCUCCACUCAACACUUUCUUGGUUGAUCCAUUGAUCCAUAUGGAUAAAAUUGAAAAAUUUUUUGAACGAUUACCACAAUUAUACGAUAAUGAACAAAUGGACAUGCAGACAAUUUUAGGACCUGUAAUUGAGGCCGCAUUGAUGAGCACACAAGUUGAUGUGAACAACUGGAUUAAUAAGAAUAUUGUUAAUAAAGUUGUGAAUACUGGUAGUGGCGAUCAACAAUCUUCUCCCAAUGAUACGAUACCGUGUGGAAAAAUUUAUCUAUUUCAUAGUACAUUGCCAACGUAUGGUAGCGAUUCUGAUACACCUGGUCGUUUGAAACAAAAAUGGACAAAUACUGUUGAUGAAUUACGUAAACUUAUGGGCAGUGAUAAAGAGAAAACAAUCCUUAGCCCAUUGACGAAUAAAUACUAUAUCGAACUUGGCCAAAAAUGUGUCACCGAUUAUGCAACCGGCGUCGAAUUAUUUCUUUUCCCUCCCCCGAAUGGAUUUUUGGACGUUGCUACAUUAGGCGAAUUGGUCCGAUUAAGCGGAACUGGAUCCAUUUACAAAUUUUACAAUGAUUUUUCUGAUACAUUUUUAAAAGAUCUAAAAUAUUCACUUUAUUCGUCAUUUGCAUUCGAAUGCGUUCUAAAAAUUCGAACAUCGACCGGUAUUCGACCCAAUGAUUAUUAUGGUUAUUUUUAUUCACGUUCUCCAAGUGAUGUUGAAUGUGCGGCUAUCAAUACGACGACAAACAUAGCUGUAGAAUUUAAAUAUGAUGAUAAAUUGACCGAAGAUGAGCACGUUGUUAUUCAGUCAGCAAUAUUAUAUACAUCAUUAUCUGGACAACGGCGUGUUCGUAUUCAUAAUAUUGCAUUAGCAUCUUGUACACAAAUUAGCGAUCUUUAUCGUAAUGCUUGUUGUGAUUCAAUCAUAAAUAUUUUGGCUCGAAUGGCUGUCAAUCCACUUCGAAACGGAGAUAAAACGAUUCAACAAACCAAAGAAGCCAUUGUUGGUCGUGUUAUAAACAUAUUAACUGCAUAUCGUAAACAUUGUUCACAACCCGGUACAUCGCUUGGUCAACUAAUUUUGCCCGAAGCACUGAAAAUACUUCCCAUGUAUAUAUGUGGUCUAUUGAAAUGUGAUGCCAUUGAUGGUGGUCCGGAAACAAAUCCAGAUGAUAAAGCCUAUGCCCAACUUAAAAUGUUGGGAUCUUUCAUAUCGUUGAGUCAAGUAUUUUUAUAUCCAAAACUUUAUAAAAUAGAGUAUGAAAGUGAAUCCGAGACCGAUACCUUAAAAUAUUCACAAAUUCGUUGUUCGGCCUAUAAACUCACAUCAGCUGCCUUAUCAUAUGUGCUUGAAAAUGGCUUUUAUGUAAUGAUUUACAUAACAACAAAUGGUUGCAAUAAUGUUAAAUUUUUAAAUGGUGUUUUCGGUCCCAAUGUCGAUUCGGCUACAAAAAUCAAAACAGAAUUGCCAUUGCCAAAUCUUUUGACAGGUGAAUCCCAAUUUAUGCAUCGUUUAAUCAAAAAGAUGGAAACCGAACGAAAAUGUUCAUACAAAAUAUUUAUCAUAAGACAAGGAAUUGAUAAAACCGAAUCAGUUUUCCGUAGUUUUCUAUAUGAAGAUCAAAAAAUCAUAACCAGGCAGGCCGGUGAUAGUAAACUCGAAGGCCUUAGCUAUGUUGAUCUUUUAUGUCAUCUGCACAAGGAAAUUCGUGCCCAACUCAAUUGAAUCAAAUAAAGAUAAAGCAAAAAAAAA